AUGGAUUGCUUGUUACCGCGAUCCUCCAACAUCACAAACACCAUGACAGCCUCGUCUCUAGCGUACUUGACGCCCGAUCCGUCCGCAGACCUGGAAGGAGUCUAUCACUUCGUCCUCAAUCGACCCGACGCCCGCAACGCCAUCAGUCGAGCCCUACUACAAGAUGUUUUACAAUGUCUUCGACAGCUGCGCAAAAUGAUCUCGAAUCCGAGUUUGACUGAUGCACUACCGCGUGUUCUCAUCCUGCGUGCCAACGGCCCAGCCUUCUGUGCCGGAGCCGACCUGAAGGAACGCGGGCAGAUGUCGGAACUCGAAGUCGUCGAGUUUCUUCACAAUCUGAGGCAGAUGCUGGAUCAAGUGGAAAAGCUACCGAUCCCGACCCUUGCAGCGAUAGAUGGGCCGGCUCUUGGUGGUGGCCUGGAGCUAGCUUUGGCCUGCGACUUUCGCAUUGCCGCUGAAUCGGUGGAUAGGAUCGGCUUCCCAGAGGUCAAGCUAGGCAUCAUUCCUGGCGCUGGUGGAACACAGCGAGCUCCUCGCAUCAUCGGCGUGCAACGGGCAAAGGAGCUGAUCUACACCGGUAUCAAUCUCAAUGCACAGCAAGCCAAACAGCUGGGCCUUGUCGACUACGUCUCUCCAGGCUCGUCUUGCCUCGAGUUGUGCCAACAGCUAGCGCAAAAGAUGAUCCCAUCGGCGCCUCUGGCGCUUCGAGCUGCAAAGAUGGCCAUCAGCAUGGGCACCAACGUAGAGCUUGCCCGCGGACUCGACCUGGAAUGGGCAUGCUAUCAACCGCUGCUCGAAACCGAGGACCGCAGGGAGGCGCUCGAUGCUUUCCAGCAGAAACGAAAACCUGUGUUCAUUGGCAAGUAG
Pseudozyma hubeiensis SY62 is the source of this 867-nucleotide messenger RNA. RefSeq names its product enoyl-CoA hydratase/isomerase. Bases 1 to 867 code for a protein of 288 amino acids. NCBI's taxonomy places the organism in Eukaryota, Fungi, Basidiomycota, Ustilaginomycetes, Ustilaginales, Ustilaginaceae. Gene Ontology annotation, biological process: fatty acid beta-oxidation. Gene Ontology annotation, molecular function: enoyl-CoA hydratase activity. Gene Ontology annotation, cellular component: mitochondrion. The record is from RefSeq and is a predicted model, not a curated record. The transcript is spliced from 2 exons.